AACGAAAGGCAUAAUUGCAAAUCGGUCAUAGUUUUUAGACCUCGGCGAAAUUAAUUUGAUCCACUUGCCAAAGAACGCUAUUAUCCUGAAUAGCUCAGAUCUGUUCUUACUCGCAAUCACUAUCGGCCGACAGCUCGUUCUUCCGACUUUUGCUUCGCAAAGAUUUCAGAUUUCUAAGCUGCUCGAGAUCUGAUCCAGUUCUUGAAUAUCUUUUGAGAGUACCGUGGCUUUGGCGCCAUAGUUUUACUGCUUUAUGGUUGUUUUGCAACGGUGGCGUCUUCUGGCUUGUAUAGGAUUCAAAUUCCUCUAGGGAGGGAAUAUAGUAGAUCCUUUCUUUGUAGAGAUAGCAAUGGUCGUUGUGGAUCAUUGUUAGAAUCUUUUUGAUUUUGUGUGUUACGUGGUGUCGAAUUGCCUUUGUGAUCUAUUAAAUAUUAUCAUAAUAGCUACGCGAUCAUUGUUAUCACCAAGAAGAAUGAGGGGAAGAGUUGAUGGAGGACAAAAGAAGCACCUGGUACCAUCCAUUUGUGUUAUUCUGCUAAUUUUAGGUUUUCUAUUCAUCUACUUUGGUGGUCAUCGAGGGCAUCAUACUAGCACUGCUCUAGAUUAUGGUACCAAAUUCUCAAGGUCAUUAGGUUGGGGUAGCAAUGAUGGUGGAGAUGCUACAAAAACAGACGAAUCUGCUUCUGGACAAGAAGAUGGAGUUGAACAUAUCACACCCAAGAGCUUCCCAGUGUGUGAUGAUCGCCACAUGGAGUUGAUUCCUUGCUUGGAUAGGAAUCUAAUUUACCAAACACGAUUGAAGCUGGACUUGUCCUUGAUGGAGCACUACGAGAGGCAUUGCCCACAGCCUGAGAGACGCUUCAAUUGCUUGAUCCCCCCUCCACGUGGUUACAAGAUUCCAAUAAAGUGGCCAAUAAGCCGAGAUAAAGUUUGGCAAGCAAACAUACCUCACACUCACCUUGCACAUGAGAAGUCUGAUCAGAACUGGAUGGUGGUGAAGGGUGAUAAGAUAAAUUUUCCCGGUGGUGGCACCCAUUUUCAUUACGGAGCUGACAAAUAUAUAGCCUCAAUUGCAAAUAUGUUAAAGUUCCCAAAUAAUGUAAUAAACAAUGAAGGAAGAUUGAGAACAGUCCUGGAUGUUGGUUGUGGAGUUGCAAGUUUUGGAGGAUAUCUUCUCUCUUCUAAUGUCUUAACAAUGUCUUUGGCUCCAAAUGAUGUACACCAAAACCAGAUUCAGUUUGCUUUAGAGAGAGGAAUUCCAGCCUUCCUAGAUGUUUUAGGGACAAGGAGAUUGCCUUACCCUAGCAGGUCAUUUGAACUUGCUCAUUGUUCCCGUUGUAGGAUAGAUUGGCUUCAAAGAGAUGGGAUCCUUCUACUUGAGCUAGAUAGACUACUGAGACCAGGUGGUUUUUUUGUUUAUUCAUCACCUGAAGCAUAUGCACAGGAUGAAGAGGAUCUAAAAAUAUGGAGAGAAAUGAGCACACUUGUAGAUCGCAUGUGUUGGAAAAUUGCUGCAAAGCAAAACCAGACAGUUAUUUGGGUCAAACCUCUAACUAAUGAUUGUUACAUGGAUAGAGCGCCAGGUACAAAGCCUCCUUUGUGCAGAUCUGAUGAUGAUGCAGAUGCAGUUUGGGAUGUCAAAAUGGAGGCUUGCAUUACUCCUUACUCUGAACAGCAUCAUAAAGAUAAAGGUAGUGGAUUGGCUCCAUGGCCUGCUCGACUUACUACCCCUCCUCCAAGGCUCGCCGAUCUUGGUUAUGCUGCAGAAAGUUUUGUAAAGGACCUGGAGGAUUGGCAGCAGAGAGUUCAUAAUUAUUGGAAUCUAUUAGGCCCUAAAGUAACAACAAACACUAUAAGAAACGUGAUGGACAUGAAGGCAAACUUGGGAUCAUUUGCAGCCGCUCUGAAGGACAAGGAUGUUUGGGUUAUGAACGUUGUGCCGCAUGAUGGGCCAAGCUCACUUAAAAUUAUCUAUGAUAGAGGCCUCAUAGGCACUGUGCAUGAUUGGUGUGAAUCAUUCUCAACUUAUCCUCGUACUUAUGAUCUCCUUCAUGCAUGGACCCUCUUCUCAAGCAUUGAGAAAAAGGGAUGCAGUGCUGAGGAUCUGCUCCUUGAGAUGGAUCGCAUUCUUAGGCCCACUGGCUUCAUUAUCAUUCGGGAUUCUCGGGCUGUUAUCGACUUGAUUACCAAGUACUUAUCAGCACUGCAUUGGAAAUCUCUUGCAGUUGUGGACGCACAGCCAAAUUCCAGUCCAGAAGAUGGAGAGGCCAUCCUCGUUAUUCAGAAGAAGCUGUGGCUUGUGGAAGAGAACCUCAAGGAUUUAAGAUGAAGAUAUCUCGCUCGUUCUUAUAUAUAUCUCUCUGGCAAAACCAAGUAUUUUUUCCUUUUGAUCUUUCUUUAUUGCACGCUUGGUAGUGUUAAAAUUGUAAGGAUAGCUGUGCUAUUUUUUGAUGUUUUUUUUUGGGUGAUCGUAAAGGCUUCCUUGAUGUUGUUAUUGGUUAUUGCUGCGCUUAGUUUUUCUUUUACAUGGAAUAAGAAAAUAAUGUUUCCAUCAUGAUUUUAAUGUAAUGUGGAUGACGGUUGUUACUUCAUAAAGAUAAAUUUUAAGAA
Molecule: messenger RNA, 2610 nt
Organism: Dendrobium catenatum
Lineage: Eukaryota; Viridiplantae; Streptophyta; Magnoliopsida; Asparagales; Orchidaceae
Product: probable methyltransferase PMT3
Exons: 9
Coding region: 473-2329 (618 amino acids)
Cellular component (GO): endosome; trans-Golgi network; cytoplasm
Molecular function (GO): methyltransferase activity
Source: RefSeq, a predicted model, not a curated record